This is a messenger RNA of Suillus paluster, 1572 nucleotides long. RefSeq lists its product as uncharacterized. Bases 1 to 1572 code for a protein of 523 amino acids. The record is from RefSeq and is a predicted model, not a curated record. The transcript is spliced from 4 exons. NCBI's taxonomy places the organism in Eukaryota, Fungi, Basidiomycota, Agaricomycetes, Boletales, Suillaceae.
AUGAGUAACAAUCUCUGUGUCAUUGUCCGUGAUGGGCAGGUUUAUACCUCUCUCACCACACACUCCCUUCCCGACAUCAUACCUCAUGAACCUCCUUGGGAUCCUCAUGAAGACUACAAUUGUUCUGCCAAUGAUAGUAAUAUGCCACUCACUACUUGCUGGGUGUACAGAACUCGUCCGUGGUUUCCCCUUGUACCUUUGAAUCUUAGCUUUGAUGGGCCAAUCUUGUUUUCCCUCCUUACAGAGGUAGAUCCAUCAGGAAAGCACAUUCUCCACUGCAAUAUUCGGGCAAAAUGGCUCGACUUAGAGCAGAAACUGCUCUGGUGCCAGGAACAUUUGGGUGCUGGGUUAUUCAUUCCAUGGGGGGCUAAACUUCCACGCGCUCCAACUACCUAUGGGUACCAACAGUUGCAUGCAGAUGCUAACAUUGCUAAGAAGGUUGCAAUAAGGUCGAGUGAUGCAUUUCUAUUAAUUGCUGCCACCUGCUCAUGGUACAUCAUGAGUUGUCGAUACCAAGGUGCCAAUCAGUGGAUGGCUAUCUUAACGAGUGACCCCCAACAUCCCAUACCCACUGAAUGGGUUCUUGAGUUGUCGCACUCAUUCGUUGGAGAUCUGACAACAAACAUGCCACAUAUGGGAGCCUUGAUCUAUUCCAUUCACUGUCCUUGGCAAGUUCAAUUGCCCAUGUUUGAGAAAUUCUUGCUUCUGAUUUGGGUCCACGUUUCUCAGAAUCCUUCUGCCGCCAUUGAUUUUACUUUGCAUCAUUAUAUCCCGUCUCCGGCAGCUAUCACCCAUGUGACCGAGGCAGUCCAAUGGAAGCAGACGCCUGACACUUGGGGUGAGCCAGAUGACAGGGUGUGGGGUGAGCCGGACUAUAGUGCGUGGGGUCGACCAGAAGACAACACUCAGAGUGUCCUUAACUGGGAUGAUAGUGUCCUUGGAUGGGGUCAAAACAGUGGGGCACAGCCUGUGUCUGAUGUUCCUGAAGCACAUGCGGACUCUCUGUUCCCAGUCUCCCAACCCCACUCUAGACAGAGGCGAGGAGAAGACUGGAAGGCAUUCUUUGUGUGGCACCGUCAGGAGAACAAGAGGAAAGAGGAGACUGGAGACGCCAGCUCAACAGCAGUCGUGUCAGAGCUCAUUCCUGGCAAAUCCAACACAGUUGUGGUGUUUGAAUGGCAACAUAAUGAUGAGUUUGGCGGCUUUCAUCAACGCAUCCGUCUCACAAAGGCUGAGAUACCAAUGACUUGGAUGUUGUAUAGCAAAUCUACCAGGGUAUAUGAUUCGUUCCAUAAUGAGUGGGACUUGUGCGAUGCAUUGGAUCUUACCAGUGUUCCUGAUGGCAAUUGGGAGGAAGAUGAUUUCCCACCUGUGUCUACUCCUUUUGAACCUACCCCUGCUCCCCCUGCCCCUCCACCACCCUUGUCCAGUUUCCUGAAAGACAUUGAAGCCUACUUCGGUCAUUAUGAGGUUGCACCCUCAAUGCAAUACACUCGUAGUGUUGAGCAAUUUGUCUUGAUUUUGCAUUUUCAUCUCAGAUAUUGCCUUGCAGCAUCCACCACUACACUCUGA